AUGAAUGACAUAUCAAUGAUGGGGUACCCUGGAAUGGGACAACAACAGCCGCAGCCACAGCAAGCCCAACAACCACAACAACAACCUAUAUCAAUGCAACCCCAUACCAUGAUGAAUAUGAUGAAUACAAAUUUGCCACCACCUGGGAUGAUGAUGGGUGGAGCAGGUUCGAAUACUGGAAAUGAGAACAUGAUUAAUCAUGGCUUGAUGAGUGGUAACCCAGUGUCUGGAAUCCCAAAUAAUAACUCUCACCAAUUACUGGACCAGUUAAUCAAUAAGAACCCCAACAACAUGGGAAUUCCUCAACAACAGCAGGACAGUCUUGCGGCUCAAAUGCAGUUACCAAUGGGUGGGAUGCCAAUGGGGAAUGGUAGUGCCCACAAUGGCAAUGUUGGAAUGAACAAUAAUAAUACUGGUGGCAAUAACAAUAUACCAAUGGGCAACGCCAAUGUGUUAAGAAAUAACAACAUCAUUGGAAAUCUUGGCGGUAGCUCAUUGGCAGGAGGCAAUAUGAAUUCCGGAAUGCCAGGAAUUUCAACUUUCGGAAACACCCCAGGUCAAUUGGCUGCCCCACCAAUUCAACCUAACGCUAAUGCAAACAAUCCUAUGUACCAUCCUCACCUAGAAGACCCCUCACUUAUGAACAAUCCAAUUUGGAAAUUACAACUGCAAUUAGCUACUGUUUCCGCACAAUCAGUUGGACAGCCCAAUAUAUAUGCUAGACAAAACGCCAUGAAAAAAUAUCUAGCGACACAGGUUCCACCACAAAAUCAAACACAACAGCAGGCUCAGGCACAAUCCCAGAUUGCUGAGACAUCCAAGUCUUUGGUGGAUUGUACCAAACAGGCACUAAUGGAUAUUAUGGCUCCAGAUGACUCCAAACUCAAAGGCAUGUCCGCCCCAAAUACAGCUUCAACAACAACAAACUCCACUAUUUCUACGCCAACAACAUCUAAGAUAGACAUGAAUAAUUCUCGUGAACAACCUUCAACUCCUUCCUUACUACUACAGCAUAAGAAAUUGUCUCAAUAUAGCAUUGAUGAGGAUGACGAAGUCGAAAAUCGCAUGGUGGCUCCAAAAGACACUAAGUACAACGAUCAAAUAUGGCAUGCUAUCGAUCUUUCCAAUCUACAGAUUUUUAACAUCAGCCCAAAUUUGAUGAAAUAUGAUUUUUUAACUAGAUUGUAUCUGAAUGGUAAUGGCCUUGAAUCCAUCCCAUCUUCAAUUAGAAACCUAAAGAACUUGAGAGUUUUAGAUCUAUCUCAUAAUAAAUUGAAGGAACUGCCUAAGGAAAUUGGUAACUGCUAUCAAUUGAAAUACUUAUAUUUCUUUGAUAACCAAAUUACAACACUACCUUGGGAAUUAGGAAACCUUUGCAACAUUCAAUUCUUGGGCUGUGAAGGUAAUCCGCUUGACAAAGAAUUGCUGAAGAUUUUGACUGAGAAAUCAUUUACAGGGUUGAUCUUUUACUUGAGAGAUAAUAGACCAGAGGUUCCAUAUCCACAUGACCGUAAGUUUAUUGAGAUUAAUGCUGACGGUGAGCCAGAAAAGGAAUACGAUACUGUACAGGAAGCAGAAAGGAACCUAUCUAGCGAUAUGCAAAAGAAAAGUUUUACAAUGCUAUCUUACAAUACAUUGUGCCAACAUUAUGCGACUCCCAAAAUGUAUCGUUAUACACCAUCUUGGGCUUUAAGUUGGGAUUACAGGAGGGAGAAGCUUAAGGAACAAAUUUUAAAUUUUAAUACCGAUAUAAUUUGUCUACAAGAAGUUGAAGCCAAGACAUUUGAGGAUUUCUGGCAACCCUUGCUAGAGAAGCAUGGUUAUACUGGUUUAUUCCAUGCGAAAACGAGAGCCAAGACUAUGCAAUCAAAGGAUUCGAAGAAGGUUGAUGGUUGCUGUGCUUUUUAUAAAACUUCAAAGUUUAAGAUGUUAUUUAAGGAAUGUGUGGAUUUCAGUGGUCUAUGGAUGAAACAUAAGAAGUUCCAAAGAACGGAGGACUAUCUAAACCGUGCUAUGAACAAAGAUAACGUUGCAAUUGUCAUGAAAUUACAACACAUCCAAUCUGGAGAAAUAAUGUGGCUAGUCACUACUCAUUUACACUGGGAUCCAAAAUUCAAUGAUGUCAAAACAUUCCAAGUCGGUGUUUUAUUGGAUCACAUGGAAACCCUGUUGAAGGAACAAAAUCCAAAACAAGAUGUAAAGAAAUAUCCACUGGUUAUUUGUGGUGAUUUGAACUCCUACUUAUCUUCCUCCGUGUAUGAACUUUUCAGCACUGGCCGUGUACAACAUCACCAUGAUGGUAAGGACAGAGAUUUCGGUUACUUCUCGGAAGAUAACUUCUCUCAUAACUUAGCUUUGAAAUCAAGUUAUAACUGUAUUGGUGAACUGGCAUUCACCAAUUUCACUCCUUCUUUCACUGACGUUAUCGACUAUAUAUGGUUCUCUUCUCAGGCAUUGAGAGUACGUGGCCUAUUGGGUGAAGUAGACAGCGAAUAUGUAUCCAACUUUAUUGGUUUCCCUAAUGACAAGUUCCCAAGUGACCAUAUCCCAUUGUUAGGUAGAUACGAAUUUUUAAAGUCGAAUAACACCCAAAAUAGCAACAGUGGUAGCAGAAAAGUGUGA
This is a messenger RNA of Nakaseomyces glabratus, 2622 nucleotides long. RefSeq names its product CCR4-NOT core exoribonuclease subunit CCR4 (gene CCR4). The record is from RefSeq and is a predicted model, not a curated record. Gene Ontology annotation, cellular component: CCR4-NOT complex; nucleus; cytoplasm. Gene Ontology annotation, molecular function: poly(A)-specific ribonuclease activity; protein binding. Gene Ontology annotation, biological process: nuclear-transcribed mRNA poly(A) tail shortening. Lineage: Eukaryota; Fungi; Ascomycota; Saccharomycetes; Saccharomycetales; Saccharomycetaceae.